AUGUCGAAGAUCUCCAAGGUCAACCAUGCAGCAGGCAUCUUCGCCGACAUAUCCGUCGAUGGCCCCAUUAUUGGCACAUUGGUCGCUAUCGUUGACCGAGCGAAGAACCUACCCAACCGGAAGACUAUGGGCAAGCAGAAUCCCUAUGCUGCAGCACGACUAGGCAAGGAGGCAAAGAAGACACAAACAGACUUGCGAGGUGGACAAACUCCUCGAUGGGACUCGGAACUCCGAUUUACCGUACACGAAUCACCCGACUACUUCAAAUUGAAGGUCUCCGUGUUCAAUGACGAUAAGAAGACCGACCUGAUCGGUGAAACCUGGGUGGAUUUACAAAGCUUGAUCAUUCCGGGUGGAAGCCAAAAUGAUCACUGGCACCCACUUCAAUACCGUGGGAAAUAUGCCGGGGAUAUCCGGAUUGAAAUGACCUACUACGACACGAGACAACAAGAUGAGGUUCUCAUUGGACGCCGACAAGAAGCCGCCGACCGGGUCCAAGGCAAGGUCCCUAGUACUCCAGGCAGCACGGGCUUGUCUGGCCCCCGCCAAUUGAAAGAUGUCAAACGACGACCCUUGCCCAGUGGUCCUUCAGGGGCCUCGGCGAGACAACCUGUGGAACAAGCUCACUCUCCACUUCCACUUCAACAACCGGUCCCAUCGAGACCCGCCAUCCCUGAGCAUUCAAACAUUGCAUCUAGUGCUCCGGAAAGCACAUAUGCCCCGAGAUAUUCAGAGCCUGCUUACGAUGCAUCAACAUAUCACGCCCCUUCUCCUGUGCCGCCUCCCUCCCGGGGUGGGUAUGAGAGCGAUAGCCACACUCAAGGAUGGGACACUGCAUCUGUUGCUCCUCUCCGCCGAAAAAUCACCCAUGAACUGCCUUACGCUUCAAAUGAAGUUAUGGAAAAUACAUAUGAUCCGCGUUUGCUACAGCAGCAGCAGCAGGAACAGGAACAGCAGCAAUUUCAACUGCAUCAACAACAGCUGCAUCAACAACAACAACAACAACAACUGCAUCAACAACAACUGCAACAGCAGCAGCAGCAGCAACAACAACAACAACAACAACAACAACAGCAACAGCAACUACGGAAUCGUUCCGAAUAUGAUCGGCCACCUUCGAGAGACAAUCGCCUCACCAGGCAAAGCCAGUACGAGGCAGAUCCCUAUGAGGAAGUUUCAUACCUCUCCUCUCAAGACUACUCUCAAAUAGAGCAACCGCGAUACAAUCCGGACCCUAUGUCAUAUGGCGCAACCCAUCCACACGAUGUGUCAGGUUCAGAGUUCAUGUCUUCCUUUUUAGGGUCUGUGGAUGAACCGAGAUACCAUCCAAGAUCUCGCCCUCUACAAAUCACGGCUCAUGGUCAUGAUUGGCACCCAGAGUAUGCUGGAAUGCAACCACGAGUAGAGGAUGAAGAUGAUAACGGACCGCCCCCUCCUCCACCGGCACAUCGGUCACGGAGGCACUCUCAACUGCCCACCCCGCAAUCAUCGCCCCACUCGUAUGCAGCCUACACACCCCAGUCCACACCUCGAUCCUCGGCUCCCCAUCUACCAUCAAGCAUGCCUACCCCGUCCCACCGCGAUCACUAUCAGGAGCCUUCUUUAAUGGAGAACUCUCCCGCGAUGCCCGCAAGCCUCGUUGCAGGUCAUGAAGUGGAAGACCCAUCUGAGAAAGCAGCAUUUGAGCGAUCAGUCCGCAGACGCAGCACCCAAUGGGACGAUGAGAUGAUGAUCUCCCAGUCGCCUGUACUAGCUCCUGUAUCAGUCCCCGUUCACUACGAUGCUCCUGUCUACAGUCUGCGAACAUCCCCCAACCCUAUCGAGCAAAGGCCCACUUCUAGCAGAGGUGGAUCUGUCAGCUCUGAUAUGCGGGCUGUGACUCGGAAAUCCGUCAGUCCGCGGCCCUCUACUUCAGACGUCGGUGGUGGCUCUUCAGUCCCUUUCUCUCCCGACUCCUACAUCUCGCUAAACCCGAAUGCCUCUCACAAUCCCAACCGAGAUCCUUCCCCGGCGUACAACACACCUAUGCAGGCUAGAGAUGCUGUGAUACGUGGAAAGACUGAACCCCGUCGAGACGGAGAUCACCCAAUUAUAGGAGAUGAUGGUCGGGAGAUUGACCCAUCCGACCAUCUUCCCACUGAUACAUGGGCACCCGAACCAGAAAGGAAGAACCGCAAGCCUGAGGUCAUCAUCCGCUUCAAAAACUCGCCCCGGCCAACUUCUAGAGGCAAUGACGCUCCCCCACCACGCAGCACAGGCCAGCCACGCGUAGCAUUCAAAACUGAGAACAACACCUAUGCACCAGAUCGCCCAGUCAAGUUCACACCCCCCCAGGUGCACCCAAAUCCAGGGUCAAUGGUUCGAGCUCCACCUCGGCCGGACUACGCGCGUGAACGCUCUGACAGCUACGCGCGAAGUCGGGCCUACAGCGCGACCACUUCGGUUGGCCGGCCGCGCUCUUCUCGAGGCUCUGUUUCUCCAAACCCAGGGUCUCGUAAGCCACUGUAUGACUACAGCCCAGGUCCCCCAAUUCCAAGCAAAGUGCCAAUCACAGGAGGAGCUCCAAGCUAUCCCGUCAUGUCUGGCAAUACAAACGGAAACGACCGCAUGGAUGCCCUCAGUCUAGAGCUGAGUACGAUUGACAUUGGCUCUGCAGCUUGCAACCCUGGCCGGGGGGCUGUUCGAAAAUACGUCCCAAGACAGCCAGCUUCAAUCGGCUACGCUAGGUAA
Penicillium roqueforti is the source of this 2730-nucleotide messenger RNA. RefSeq lists its product as uncharacterized. Lineage: Eukaryota; Fungi; Ascomycota; Eurotiomycetes; Eurotiales; Aspergillaceae. Bases 1 to 2730 code for a protein of 909 amino acids. The record is from RefSeq and is a predicted model, not a curated record. The transcript is spliced from 2 exons.